AUGGUCAACUCCUGUUGUGGCUCCGUCUGCUCUGACCAGGGCUGUGGCCAAGGCUGCUGCCAGGAGACCUGCUGCCGCCCCAGCUGCUGCCAGACCACCUGCUGCAGGACCACCUGCUGCCGCCCCAGCUGCUGUGUGUCCAGCUGCUGCCGCCCCAGCUGCUGUGGUUCCUGCUGCUGCAGGCCCACCUGCUGCAUCUCCAGCUGCUGCCGCCCCACCUGCUGCAGGCCCACCUGCUGCAUCUCCAGCUGCUGCCAGCCCUGCUGCCGCCCCACCUGCUGCAGGCCCACAUGCUGCAUCUCCAGCUGCUGCCAGCCCUGCUGCCGCCCCAGCUGCUGUGGCUCCAGCUGCUGCCAGACAUGCUGCCGCCCCACCUGCUGCAUUUCUAGUUGCUGCCGCCCCUCCUGCUGUGGCUCCAGCUGCUGCAGGCCCACCUGCUGCAUCUCCAGCUGCUGCCGCCCCUCCUGCUGCCAGACCACCUGCUGCCGCCCAACCUGCUGCCGCCCCAGCUGCUGCCAGACCACCUGCUGCAGGACCACCUGCUGCCGCCCCAGCUGCUGUGUGUCCAGCUGCUGCCGCCCCAGCUGCUGUGUGUCCACCUGCUGCCGCCCCAGCUGCUGCAUCUCUAGCUGCUGUCGCCCCAGCUGCUGCCAGACCACCUGUUGCAGGCCCAGCUGCUGUGGCUCCAGCUGCUGCCAGCCCUGCUACCGCCCCACCUGCUGCAGGCCCACGUGCUGCAUCUCCAGCUGCUGCCAGCCCUGCUGCCGCCCCAGCUGCUGUGGCUCCAGCUGCUGCCAGACAUGCUGCCGCCCCACCUGCUGCAUUUCUAGUUGCUGCCGCCCCUCCUGCUGUGGCUCCAGCUGCUGCCGCCCCUCCUGCUGCAUCUCCAGCUGCUGCCGCCCCUCCUGCUGCCAGACCACCUGCUGCCGCCCAACCUGCUGCCGCCCCAGCUGCUGCCAGACCACCUGCUGCAGGACCACCUGCUGCCGCCCCAGCUGCUGUGUGUCCAGCUGCUGCUGCCCCAGCUGCUGUGGUUCCUGCUGCUGCAGGCCCACCUGCUGCAUCUCCAGCUGCUGCCGCCCCACCUGCUGCAGGCCCACCUGCUGCAUCUCCAGCUGCUGCCAGCCCUGCUGCCACCCCACCUGCUGCAGGCCCACGUGCUGCAUCUCCAGCUGCUGCCAGCCCUGCUGCCGCCCCAGCUGCUGUGGCUCCAGCUGCUGCCAGACAUGCUGCCGCCCCACCUGCUGCAUUUCUAGUUGCUGCCGCCCCUCCUGCUGUGGCUCCAGCUGCUGCCGCCCCUCCUGCUGCAUCUCCAGCUGCUGCCGCCCCUCCUGCUGCCAGACCACCUGCUGCCGCCCAGUCUGCUCUAGUGGUUCUUGCUGCUGA
Molecule: messenger RNA, 1386 nt
Organism: Rhinolophus ferrumequinum (greater horseshoe bat)
Lineage: Eukaryota; Metazoa; Chordata; Mammalia; Chiroptera; Rhinolophidae
Product: keratin-associated protein 4-3-like
Exons: 3
Coding region: 1-1386 (461 amino acids)
Cellular component (GO): keratin filament
Source: RefSeq, a predicted model, not a curated record